Molecule: messenger RNA, 1275 nt
Organism: Didymodactylos carnosus
Lineage: Eukaryota; Metazoa; Rotifera; Eurotatoria; Philodinida; Philodinidae
Source: the annotation of a GenBank genome assembly
AUGUUUAUUAGUAUACUAAUUGGAUGUAUAAUAUUUGGAUAUUAUAUUUUUGAAAUAGAAAAACAAAAAAGACAUAAACAAGAUAAAGAGAGAGAAUAUAUACAAAAUGUAUUAUCUAAUCAACAACUAUCAAUAGUAGAAAAAACUUAUUACGAAGAAUGUAAGCACUAUUAUCGUCUAGUAGGAGUACCAUUAAUAUCAAUUUCUAAUGAAAUUUAUGAUAAUAAUAUUGAAUUAAUAUCAUCAUCAAUAAAAUUUGGUAUUGAUGAAGAUUAUAAUAAAUUUAAUUUACAAGAAUUUUUAAAUAAAUUUUGUAAUAUAUCACAUAUAAAUAUAAGUGAUAUAAGCAUUACAAAAAUACAAAGAGGUUCAAUUAUAGUAGAAGCAGAAAUAUUCAAAAACAUAGAUUCUAACCGUAAAAAAUUAAAAAUUAAAAUGUUAUACGAUUUAUAUACAACUAAAUUGCAAGAAGAACUUGGUAAAAUGAAAAUAUUUUUUAUGUUAAUGGGUGAUAUUAAAUUAUUAAAUAAAAAACAAAAAUAUCGUAAUGAAAUCAAAUUAAAUCCCAAAUGGAAUCAUAUAUAUGCUAUUGGUCAUACAUAUUGGAAUAAUAAACUUGAUGAUGGAAGAGAUCGAGGUAAUCAACCAUAUUAUUGUCCAAUUGGAUGGAAAAGAUAUUCUCUAUAUAUUACUGAUGAUUUUUAUGCAAAAUUUAAAGGAUGGUGUAUAUGUUAUCAUGGUACAAAAUUUUCCUAUGGUCUAUCUAUUUUAUUAGAUGGAAUAAAACCGGCAAGAACUAUUGCACAUGGUCGUGGAAUAUAUGUUAGUCCAUCAAUUAAUUAUGCAUGUCAUCCAAGAUAUUCCGAAAUUAAAAAACUUGAUUUAGUCCAUCAAACUAAUUUUUUUAAUUCUGGUAAAUAUAUACAAUAUGUAUUAGAAUGUCGUGUUCAUCCAGCUAAUAUAAUAAAAGUAGCAACGCAAACAUUACAGGCUACUACUAUGAUUGAUUCUAAUAUAAAUAAUGAUGUUAUUGAAUGGGUGAUUAAUAAUAAAAAUAAAAAUAUAAUGGAUUUUAAUGAUUUGGAUGCUUCCCUUAUUUGUACAGGAUUAAUGGUUCGUGUUACUGAUAAUCAUCCUGGUUUAUUACAUGAAUCACAGUGGUGGCAUACAGCACAUUUAUGCAAUAAUAAAGCAUGUUGUUAUUUAGGUAUUGAUCUUAAUGGUUUAUAUAAACAAAAAAACAAUGAUGAUAAAUGUAAUAUUAUUUACGAAUAA